Molecule: messenger RNA, 1650 nt
Organism: Rangifer tarandus platyrhynchus (Svalbard reindeer)
Lineage: Eukaryota; Metazoa; Chordata; Mammalia; Artiodactyla; Cervidae
Source: the annotation of a GenBank genome assembly
AUGCCCGUGUGGUGCUGCCGCUGUUCCCUGGCCGCUCAUUUCAGAAACUACAGUGACACUGAAACUGAAGGAGAGAUUUUUAAUUCAUUAGUGCAAUAUUUUGGUGAUAAUUUGGGGCAAAAAGUUAAAGCUAUGCCAUUAGUUGAAGAAACUUCUUUACUUGAAGAUUCAUCAGUGACUUUGCCUGUGGUAGUAAUAGGAAAUGGACCCUCAGGAAUCUGCCUUUCUUAUAUGCUGUCAGGCUACAGACCGUAUUUAUCAUCAGAAGCAAUCCAUCCAAAUACAAUCUUACAUAGUAAAUUAGAGGAAGCAAGACAUCUUUCCAUUGUUGAUCAGGACUUAGAGUAUUUGUCUGAGGGCCUUGAGGGUCGAUCAUCCAAUCCAGUUGCAGUACUUUUCGACACACUUCUUCAUCCAGAUGCUGACUUUGGGUAUGAUUACCCAUCUGUUUUGCAUUGGAAAUUAGAACAGCAUCAUUAUAUCCCUCACUUAGUUCUUGGUAAAGGUCCACCUGGUGGAGCUUGGCAUAAUAUGGAAGGCUCAAUGUUGACAAUCAGCUUUGGAAAUUGGAUGGAGCUACCUGGACUUAAAUUUAAAGACUGGGUAUCUAGCAAACGAAGGAACCUAAAAGGGGAUCGAGUUAUGCCAGAGGAAAUAGCUCGCUACUAUAAACACUAUGUCAAAGUCAUGGGUCUUCAGAAGAACUUCAGAGAGAACACUUAUAUUACCUCUGUAUCAAGACUCUACAGAGAUCAAGUUAAUAAUGAUGGUCAAGGCAGAAAUGUCUCAACACAGCAUUUACAGAUAGAGAAGUCAAAAUUUACCAAGAGAAACUGGGAAAUCAGGGGUUAUCAACGAGUAGGAGAUGGUUCUCAUAUUCCCUUCUGUCUCUUUGCUGAAAAUGUAGCCCUGGCAACUGGAACAUUAGACUCUCCUGGCCGCCUGGAAAUCGAAGGGGAAGAUUUUCCUUUUGUGUUUCAUUCAAUGCCUGAAUUUGGAGCUGCUGUAAGCAAAGGAAAGUUGCGUGGCAAAGUGGACCCAGUGUUAAUUGUAGGUUCUGGGCUUACCGCAGCCGAUGCGGUACUGUGUGCUUACAACAAUAAUAUCCCUGUGAUUCAUGUAUUUCGCAGACGAGUAACUGAUCCAGAUUUAAUUUUCAAGCAGCUUCCCAAAAAGCUUUACCCAGAAUACCAUAAAGUCUAUCAUAUGAUGUGUACUCAGUCAUAUUCUUUAGACUCAAAUCUUUUAUCUGAUUAUACUAGUUUUCCUGAGCACCAUGUGCUUGCCUUUAAGUCAGACAUGAAAUGCAUUCUUCAGAAUAUCUCUGGACUGAAAAAAAUAUUUAAGCUCUCUGCAGCAGUAGUGUUGAUAGGCUCUCAUCCCAAUCUGUCCUUCCUGAAGGAGCAAGGGCGUUACCUGGGCCAUAACUCAAGCCUGCCAAUCACAUGUAAGGGUAAUCCUGUGGAAAUAGAUGCGUAUACCUAUGAGUGUGUUAAAGAAGCCAACCUUUUUGCGUUGGGUCCAUUGGUUGGAGACAAUUUUGUUCGGUUUUUAAAGGGAGGGGCACUGGGUGUUACACGCUGUUUAGCUAUAAGACAGAAGAAAAAAAAGCAUUUAUUCGUUGAAAGAGGAGGAGAUGGCAUGGUGUAG